Molecule: messenger RNA, 5725 nt
Organism: Glossina fuscipes
Lineage: Eukaryota; Metazoa; Arthropoda; Insecta; Diptera; Glossinidae
Gene: PAPLA1
Product: SEC23-interacting protein
Exons: 10
Coding region: 16-5508 (1830 amino acids)
Cellular component (GO): COPII-coated ER to Golgi transport vesicle
Molecular function (GO): metal ion binding
Source: RefSeq, a predicted model, not a curated record
UGUUGUAGAUGGGAUAUGGAAAAACUGAUCUCAAACGAGCACAUUAAGAAACUCCAGUACUCUCACUUAUAUAUAUGCGCUCAUAAUUAUGACAGCGGAUUAAAAUCCAAAACUCUGGUCACUGUCGGAACAGCUGCAUCUAAUGAUGAAAAUUUACAUGAAAUAAAUUUGAAUAACUCAAAUGAGGAAAAUGCAAUUGUAGAACAUACUGACUUAAAUGGCAACUCUCUCUUGCAAAGCGCCAAUACUCAAGCCAUUGCUAGCGAUUCUAUUUUAAUCCAAGCGGCUUCUUCAUUUUCUGCAUUGCCUUCGGUGGCAUCCAAUGUGUUUUCCACGUUUUCAAAACGGAUUUCGGGUAUAUCAAGUCGCGAUACUACGACAACUGAGGAUAGUAGCUCAUUUCAACAACCUGGGUUAGGGAAAGUGAAUACGCAAAGCUCGAGUAUACCACAACCUAAUCAACAAUUACCUUCGUCAAGCCAAUUAUAUAAUCCACCACAAGGUGAUCUCUAUUCGCAAAGCAUUUUGACUAACGAAGAGGAAUUACUUCAUAAUUUACCGCUCGCGAAGACGCCUAAAUUGUACACGCCGACCGAUAUAGCUGUUCUACCAGCACCGUGUGCUCCUCCACCAUCAACGGGCAAUGGUCAUAAUACUUUCCGCUUAAAUGCUAAAAGAAAGCUGUAUGCUCCCAUUCCGGACCUUUCUGAACAAAAUAUACAGUCAUCACAAAUUCUAGAUUCUUUGACCACAAAUAGCGCGCCUAACGAUUUCCCCCAACCAUUUCCACCUUCGUCGUGUUGCAAUCCGAAGCCAGAAGAAGGUAAGGUCGGCGCGGGUCUUUUUUCUAAUAUUACCAAUUUGGUGCCCGCGGGAGUUUUACAAAAUAUAUCCGGAUUAGUGCAAUCGGCCACGGGAAGUAUAACACAUACCAAUAAGUCAGACACUUCCCCGAAUAACAAUCCAUUUUUAAAGCCAAACAAGUCAGGCUUCGAUGUGUUUUCUUCCACAAACCCUGCAUCGUGUACAGAAACAACUCCUCUAUUUAGUGCUAACAAACAAAUUUGUCCAGAAUCUAUAUCGGUAAAUUUUUUUGAUAAUCAAGUACCUGACAAUUCUGCCAAUAUUUCAGAUUCAUUUGUGGGUAAUUCACAAAAUCAGGCAUUAGAAACAUCUGAAUCGUCCCAAUAUUCCGUCCCGCAGACAGAAACUAGUUCCGAAUCUUCUAUUAUUGGUUUCGAUUCUAAAAAAGGCGAAAUAAAUUUAUCCAAAUCAUAUACUUCAGCGCAACCAAUUACAGAUAUUAAAACGACUGUAAACUUUUUUCAUCCAGAAUCCUCUACAACGCCAAUUCGACCAAGCAGACCUUCCUCUCGAAAAAACAUUACACCACUACUAUCUGGGCAAGCACCAUCGUCGGUUCCUGGUGAAAGUCCGUUUAAUACCAGUUCACAACAAUUUAUAAAACAUUUUGAUCCCAGUAAAAUAUCAAGUACAACAACAUCUGCUAGCACGCCAUUAGAACCACCCCCCCGGGCUGGAAAGGCUUCUUUUCGUUUACAAAAAGGGACUAAACUGUACAAAAAUCCCUUUGAACCCCAAGACACAUCCCCAGCUUCAGUGACUACUAUAUUAGGACAACAAUUUAUACCUGUCUUACGACCAAGUACACAAAGUCAAAGUCUGCUUCAACAAUUUAUACCUCAUCUCCACAUACCGGUGCCGACAUGUAGUCAGGAAAAAAAUUCUUCAGCUAUCACACAAAGCGUCCCCUUAUUACCUUUGUCUAUAGAAGACACCGAUCACGCCCAAAAAGUAAUUAACAGAACGAACGAUAGAAGCCCUGCUACUUUAACAAAUCAACAAGCAAUCACUGAUUUUAAUACGCUUACUGCACAAGAGAACUUUGAUAAGCAACAUUCAACUUCGAAAGUUGUAAUAAUUGACGAUUCUCCUGAUUCAAAGAUUGUUCAAAUCGGGAAACUAGCAAUAGAAUCAAUUCAACCGGAGAACAAAGAGAAGGAAAAAGAAAAUUCUGAUAAAGUAACUGAAGAUAUCGGCGCAGCUCCUAAUACACAUUGGGACAAGUCCGCAGUUACUUCAUCUUUUACACAAACCGUGGAUUUGAACCGAAACUCGGGCAAUUUGGGAUUAGAGACUCCAAUUGAAUUGUCAGAAACAUCUCUUAUAGGUAAUCCCUUAAGUCAACUUUCUAAAGUUUGCGAAACUGGUUUAGGCAAUCCAUAUCGUCGAAGUCCAACCACUUCAAAAGCAAAACCUUCCCAGCCUAUCUUAACAAAUUUCUUUGCACCGCCUACAGCCGACGAUUGUUCGACGAACUUCAAUUUUUUUGCUACUUUUCCGACAAUAGAUGCGGAAUCAAAUCUUAAUCAACCUAUCAAUAAAAGUGAAAACACUAUUGACUCAGCCAACUUUUUCUUCGACCCUAACGCACUCAACUUUAUAAAUUCAAAUAUAAUAAGAAAGCCCGAACAGAGCUUAGAUACUGACGUUUCUAUUGAAAAUCAAAAAACCUGCAAAGAAUCAGGUCAAUCGAAGGCGAAAUCUACUGCAACAUGUUCGCUCUCCGCUGCUGUUAAAGAAAUCUUCAAGAGUGAACGUGAUCUGAUUUCAGAUGACAACAAGGAUAAAUCAAUUUUGAAAUCUUCACCAUCCCAAAUUAUAACAUCAUUUAAUUUUUCAACAUCGUGUGAGUCAACCAAUUCAGAAGUUUUCAAACCAACACCGCAGAUAUCGUCAUCUCUACCACUAUUAACACCACUCCCAUCUGCCGAACAUAAGGUGAUACCCAGUUACGCAGAGAAAAAGGCAAAUGUAGCUAAACAUCAAGGUGAAACUACGUUAGAUACGAAAAUACCACCGCCUAUCGGUUUUGAAAGUUUAAUAACCGACCCUGCGGAGCAAUCGACAUUUUCUUCUCUUACGGAUGUAUUUACAACAGAAAUUAAAACUUCAAAAGCUGAUCAACAGAAAGAAGUUUUACCUGUCAAUACAUUUUUAAAUUAUUUCAAUCAACCGGACCAAACGAAAAAAGAAAUAGAUUCUACGACUUUUUUUGAUAAUUUCAAUCAACAGAAACCAACAAUUUCAAUAGUUCCUGAUCGCAACGAAGAGCAACGGUUACAAAACUUUUUCAACAACCCACCAAAUGAGACAGGAGAUCUAAAUUACAAUCUUAUUCACAGCGGUUUAACCAAUAAAGAUCUGAUCCAGCGUUCGACAUCGACUUCAAUUCAGGUGGAACCGCCUUCUUCAUCGUGUUCGGAAUUUUCAGAAUUCAUUAACAACACAACGGCGUUUUUGAAGUCGAAGAUUUAUUCAGAGCAAUUGCUGAAGGAAAGUAAAGAAAAAUUUCAUAAAAAAGAGCCUACAACGACUCCAGUAGAGGAUUGCACGAAAAUUGAGAGUGUUAGAGCGAAAAAUUGGGAGGAAUUACCCGAAGAAAUUUUAAAGGAAUUACGUAUGGCUAAUCUUCUUUCCAGCAGCAAAGGGGUUACGACUCCCAACGCACACGGUUCGUACAAACAAGUCAUCAAGCACUGGUUCUUCAAACGCAUCGUAGGUGGUAAACAAGUUUGGACUCCUUUUAGUCACUAUGAUUCAGCUUUACUGGAAACUAGUGUACUCUCCAAAGGUGACAACAUAGUUGCCGUCGAAGGUGGUCGAUAUGACGUCUAUAUCAAGGAACGUAAAAAGUUUAGUGUCUAUUGGGAUAGUGAACCGAUUGAGGUACGUCGUUGCUCGUGGUUCUAUAAAGCCACUGAUUCCAAGUAUGUGCCUUAUGAAGAAGAAACUUCUGAUCUGUUGGAAGCUGAGUAUAAAUCGGCGACGGAAAGUGGUCAAUGGCAUAAUACAAUUAUUCUGAGUAUGGGCGAGCAAGUUGUAUUUCACGGACCAACAGUGAUAGUUCAUUUUCAACAACAACAAAAUACUGACGCUUGGGGAGGUAGUUCGCAAACAACUUCCAGACCUCGUGUAGUUAAACGCGAUUUGGACGAUUUCAAUAUUGAACAGGGUGAAUGUCACAAAGUAGAUCAUUUGUUAUUCAUGGUCCAUGGCAUAGGUUCUGUAUGUGAUCUCAAAUUACGAACGGUGGAAGAAGUGGUGGAAGAUUUUCGUGCGAUAGCAAGACAAUUGGUGCAAUCACAUUAUAAAAAUUCUAUUGAAAUGGGUUCGGUUGGACGUGUAGAAGUUUUGCCGGUCUCAUGGCAUAGCGAUCUGCAUUCUAGAGAAGUAGGCAUCGAUGAACAAUUGAAAUCCAUUACCCUAGAAUCAAUACCCAAAUUGCGCAACUUUACUAAUGAUACUUUGUUAGAUGUACUGUUUUAUACGAGCCCAACAUACUGUCAAAAGAUUAUGAACACUGUAGCCACCUCCAUGAAUGCAACGUAUACAAAAUAUCGUGAACGAAAUCCGGAUUUUAAUGGUGGCGUCUCCUUAGCUGGCCAUAGCUUAGGGUCUCUGAUAUUAUUCGAUUUGCUGUGUCAUCAAAAUCCCUUAAAAGAAAAUGAAGAGGAAAAUCUGAAAAAUCUUGAUCAACCUUUCAUGACAAUGCAGUCACGUGGCGAUAUGAACCAAACGGUUUUAAGAGGGGGGUUGGCUUUGGAACCACAACAGAUAACCUAUAGUAUGGGUCCUGCUGGAUCAAGACAGCCCUUUAUCCAAUAUGUGCAGCUGAUAUUUCAACCGAAAAAAUUCUUUGCUUUAGGUUCCCCAAUAGGCAUGUUUGUUACCAUCCGUGGUAUUGAUAAGCUAGGUUUGGAUUUUCGUUUGCCCACUUGCACUGGAUUUUACAAUAUUUUUCAUCCUUACGAUCCGGUUGCUUAUCGUAUUGAAGCGUUAAUUAAUCCCGAUUUAAGUGGUAUUCGCCCAGUUUUAAUAUCUCACCAUAAAGGUCGUAAGCGCAUGCAUUUGGAACUAAAAGAGACCAUGACACGAGUUAGUAUGGAUUUAAAAAACCGAUUUUUUGAUCGUUUCAAAAGUACUUUAGAAAGUGUAGAUAUAUUUGGUUUAACUAGUAAGUCUAGAAAAGAGGCUGAAGAAUUAAUGGAAAUGGAGGUGGAAAAGGUAAUCGAAAUGCAAAGACACUUGGAAGAAAAUGAAGGCGAUAACCAAACAGCAAAUGAUAAUAGUAAAUCCAAUGUGCCUAAAACAGCACCACGUAUAAGAACUGAUUCAAAUUCUACAGGGAUUUCUGACGAUAUGAUUGAAAUCGAUUUUCCUUUGGGUAAACUUAAUGAUUCGAAACGCGUUGAUUACGUGUUGCAAGAGGCACCUUUGGAAUUCUUUAACGAAUAUAUAUUUGCUUUAAGUAGUCACGUAUGUUAUUGGGAUUCGGAGGAUACGAUUUUAUUUGUUAUGAAAGAAAUUUAUGCUGGUUUAGGCGUAACCCCCGAUAGCCAGGUACCACAGCAGACAAUGACGAUUGAAAGACCCAGUUCUUGCAAUAGUCUUUCGCAGGCGUCAAUCUCUUUAAGUGGUUCGUAAUCAAAUAUAGGAAUGAGAAACCAGGAAUCUAUGAGAGUCUUAUUUUUUUAAUUUUUAAGUUUUAUUGAAAUCCUUAUAUUUGAUAGACAAAACUCGACAAAAAAAUUGUUGAAAAAUGUAUUUCUACAUAUAAAAAAAGGAAAAACUUGUCUUUUGGUUGCGGUAUAUUUGUCUUAAUUUGUUUUCUUAAUGAUAAUAAAGCUCUGUUGAAUUGUAA